Messenger RNA from Blastomyces gilchristii SLH14081, 459 nucleotides. RefSeq lists its product as uncharacterized. The transcript is spliced from 3 exons. Bases 1 to 459 code for a protein of 152 amino acids. The record is from RefSeq and is a predicted model, not a curated record. Lineage: Eukaryota; Fungi; Ascomycota; Eurotiomycetes; Onygenales; Ajellomycetaceae.
AUGUCAAAGGGCGCUGAGGCAGAGGGAAAUCGAAUGCCGAAGUUGCCCAUGGAUGCUGAUCAGCUGGUGCGAACUCAUAUGAGAACUUGUAAGAUGCCGUUCUUGAGCGGUGGGAAUACUGUACAUGCUGGGAUCCCGAUGAGCCAACACUCUGUUGACCCCAUGUCUGAGACUAGACUGCAACCUGAAUGGCUCACGGCAAUCAGCUUUGCACAUCCGAACCCAGUCUCUGCUUCAGCCUCAAAUCCUGCUGUACUGCGUAUAUGGCACAACAACGGCUUUGGUGGAGCCUUUAUCAAUGCCGGCCUCGUCCUAGACUUCGCGACCAAUAUUCGUAGAAGUCAAUCAUUAAUGCAGGACCGGUCUCUGUUUGAUACGCCUCCGCUGCCAAUAGUAAAUAUCACAGCUUCCAAGCAACAGGGAGUUUGUCUGAUUCAUGGUUGGGGUCUGGCUGCAUAA